This is a messenger RNA of Striga hermonthica, 2010 nucleotides long. NCBI's taxonomy places the organism in Eukaryota, Viridiplantae, Streptophyta, Magnoliopsida, Lamiales, Orobanchaceae. The record is from the annotation of a GenBank genome assembly.
AUGUGUCUAAGAUGCCUGUAUCUUGAUUUACAGGCUUUGGACAAGAUCCGGUUUGAGAGCUUGACUGACAAGAGCAAGCUUGAUGCUCAGCCAGAGCUCUUUAUCCACAUCAUCCCUGACAAGACCAACAACACCCUGACCAUCGUAGACAGCGGUAUCGGUAUGACCAAGGCUGAUUUGGUGAACAACCUUGGUACAAUUGCUAGGUCCGGAACCAAGGAAUUCAUGGAGGCCCUAGCUGCAGGUGCUGAUGUGAGCAUGAUAGGCCAGUUUGGUGUUGGUUUUUACUCUGCCUAUCUUGUGGCUGAGAGAGUGGUUGUCACCACCAAGCACAAUGAUGACGAGCAGUAUGUCUGGGAGUCCCAAGCUGGUGGCUCGUUCACUGUUACUCGGGAUACAUCUGGUGAGCCCCUCGGCCGUGGCACCAAGAUCACCCUCUUCCUCAAGGAGGACCAGCUUGAGUACCUCGAGGAGCGCCGGCUCAAGGAUCUGAUCAAGAAGCACUCUGAGUUCAUCAGCUACCCGAUCUCCCUUUGGGUUGAGAAGAGUACUGAGAAGGAGAUCUCGGACGAUGAGGAUGAUGAGGACAAGAAGGAUGAGGAGGGAAAGGUCGAGGAGGUUGAUGAGGAGAAGGAGAAGGCUGAGAAGAAGAAGAAGAAGAUCAAGGAAGUUUCUCAUGAAUGGGACUUGGUGAACAAGCAGAAACCCAUCUGGAUGAGGAAGCCUGAAGAGAUCACCAAGGAGGAGUAUGCUGCCUUCUACAAGAGCCUCACCAACGACUGGGAGGAACACCUAGCUGUGAAGCACUUCUCUGUUGAGGGGCAGCUUGAGUUCAAGGCUGUCCUCUUUGUUCCCAAGCGGGCACCGUUCGACCUAUUUGACACGCGCAAGAAGCCCAACAACAUCAAGCUCUAUGUCCGUCGGGUUUUCAUCAUGGACAACUGUGAGGAGUUGAUGCCUGAGUACCUGAGCUUUGUCAAGGGCAUUGUCGACUCGGAGGACUUGCCACUCAACAUCUCCCGUGAGAUGCUCCAGCAGAACAAGAUCCUGAAGGUGAUCCGCAAGAAUCUGGUGAAGAAGUGCAUUGAGCUGAUUUUUGAGAUUGCUGAGAACAAGGAGGAUUACAACAAGUUUUACGAGGCCUUCUCCAAGAACCUGAAGCUCGGCAUCCAUGAGGACUCUCAGAACAAGUCGAAGCUGGCUGAAUUGCUGAGGUACCACUCGACCAAGAGUGGGGAUGAGAUGACAAGCCUCAAGGACUACGUGACGAGGAUGAAGGAUGGUCAGAAUGAUAUUUACUACAUCACGGGCGAGAGCAAGAAGGCGGUCGAGAACUCCCCCUUCCUCGAGAAGCUCAAGAAGAAGGGCUAUGAGGUCCUGUACAUGGUGGAUGCCAUUGACGAGUACGCUGUUGGCCAGCUCAAGGAGUUUGAGGGCAAGAAGCUUGUGUCUGCCACCAAGGAGGGCCUCAAGCUCGAUGAGAGCGAGGAUGAGAAGAAAAAGAAGGAAGAAUUGAAGGAUAAAUUCGAGGGUCUCUGCAAGGUGAUCAAGGACGUGCUUGGGGACAAGGUUGAGAAGGUCAUUGUGUCAGACCGUGUUGUGGACUCGCCUUGCUGUCUGGUGACUGGGGAGUACGGGUGGACGGCCAACAUGGAGAGAAUCAUGAAAGCCCAGGCCCUGAGGGACUCGAGCAUGGCAGGGUACAUGUCGAGCAAGAAGACGAUGGAGAUCAAUCCGGAAAACCCGAUCAUGGAGGAGCUGAGGAAGAGGGCAGAUGCAGACAAGAAUGACAAAUCGGUCAAGGAUUUGGUGCUGCUGUUGUUUGAGACGGCCCUGCUCACGUCUGGGUUCAGCUUGGACGACCCAAACACGUUUGGGAACAGAAUCCACAGGAUGCUGAAGCUGGGGCUAAGCAUUGAUGAGGAUGCCGAAGAUGCUGAUGUGGACAUGCCUGCGCUGGAGGAGGCAGAUGCCGAUGCUGAGGGCAGCAAGAUGGAGGAGGUUGACUAA